AUGUUACACAGCAGUGUCAGACUAUUUUCCACCACAGCUUGCAGGGCAGCGCAGAGUAUUGCGCAUAUUGAGUCCAGAAACGCUUACGGCAUCCAGGUUUCGAAGGCCCAAGGUGUCGUUAAGGGCCUCACCGGAGCAAUUGGAAAUACACCACUCAUACGAUUGAACCGGCUCUCAGCGGAGACUGGUUGCGAAGUUCUUGGCAAAGCGGAAUUCCAAAACCCAGGAGGCAGUGUCAAGGAUCGCGCGGCACUAUUCGUUGUCAAGGACGCGGAGGAGCGAGGGCUUCUAAAACCUGGUGGAACGGUUGUUGAAGGCACAGCCGGAAAUACCGGAAUCGGCCUUGCCCAUGUGUGCCGAUCAAAGGGCUACAAACUCGUCAUAUAUAUGCCCAACACGCAGUCUCAGGGCAAGAUCGAUCUUCUACGACUUCUAGGUGCAGAGGUGUACCCGGUCCCCGCUGUUGCCUUCGAAAACCCACAAAACUAUAAUCAUCAAGCCAGAAGACAUGCCGAGUCUCUGGACAACGCUGUGUGGACAAACCAGUUCGAUAAUACAGCCAACCGCCGCGCACAUAUUGAGACCACAGGCCCAGAAAUAUGGGCACAGACUGGGUGCAAAGUUGACGCUUUUACCUGCGCAACUGGCACUGGUGGCACUCUCGCUGGCGUUACGAGAUAUCUGAAGACCGUCAGCGACGGGCGUGUUAAGAGCUUCCUCGCAGAUCCACCGGGAAGUGUGCUGUACAAUUUUAUAUCAAGCGGCGGAAAGCUUAUUGAAAGGACGGGGAGUAGUAUAACCGAAGGAAUUGGCCAGGGGCGUGUUACGGACAAUCUGCAACCGGAUAUUGACCUAGUAGAUGGAGCUUUGAGCAUCAGUGACGAAAAGAGCAUCGAAAUGGUCUACCGGUGUCUGGAUGAGGAGGGUCUCUAUCUUGGCGCCAGCUCCGCACUCAACGUCGUUGCGGCCAAGGAAGUUGCUGAAAAGUUGGGCAAGGGCCACACCGUCGUUACCGUUUUAUGUGAUGGCGCUUACAGAUAUGCCGAUCGCCUAUUCUCGAACAAGUGGCUACAGAGCAAGAACCUACGUGAAGCGAUACCAAAGCAUUUAGAGAAGUACAUUGUGUUGGAAUGA
Messenger RNA from Histoplasma mississippiense, 1134 nucleotides. Its product is annotated as cysteine synthase. The record is from RefSeq and is a predicted model, not a curated record. Gene Ontology annotation, cellular component: cytoplasm. Gene Ontology annotation, molecular function: cysteine synthase activity. The coding region runs from base 1 to 1134 and encodes 377 amino acids. Lineage: Eukaryota; Fungi; Ascomycota; Eurotiomycetes; Onygenales; Ajellomycetaceae. The transcript has 2 exons.